Molecule: messenger RNA, 1102 nt
Organism: Saccostrea cuccullata (small rock oyster)
Lineage: Eukaryota; Metazoa; Mollusca; Bivalvia; Ostreida; Ostreidae
Exons: 4
Coding region: 372-941 (189 amino acids)
Source: RefSeq, a predicted model, not a curated record
GUCAUAAGAAACACUCCAAUAGUUUAAAAUCAAACCGGGUUUUCAUUCAGAUCCUUUAUACCUGGAUGAGUUAACCCGGAACUUUCGUGUAUAAAUAUUUUAUUACUUUAGAAAUAAGACAAUUAAGGCACGACUCUGUUGGAUUGAAUUAAAUACAAAUAUUUUUGUUCCAUGAACUUUUUGUGACUUUCCUUGCGCCACACCGGAACAUUUGAGGGCGUUUCUAUAUAAAUAUACCCAAACAAAAAAAAAACCCACAUUGGUAUCAUCAAGAGCUGCGUUACGUACAGCAAAGAAAACACAUAUUGGAUUAUACAGGACCCCUAGUAACUAAAAAUUAUUCAGGAGAAAAAAAUCAACAGCCGUUAAAAAUGAAAACUAUCUCUUGUGUACUCUUUUUGUGUGUGAUCAAGGCAGUCUGUUCUCAAAAACCUGUACUACAAGCAAAUGAGACACUGGCAUUACCAUCCCUACACAAGAAUCCCGCCAGAAUGCCCCGGGUGUGCAGACAGUAUGUUAUUCGAGGGAUCCAACAGCUGACCAGAGGGCUACUCUUCACAAAAAAGGAAUUAAAGAAGAAACUUAAGAAAUUCAAGGAAAAAGAAUGCAAUGGUCUGAAGAAUCAGGAAAAAAUUCAAAAACGAUCUUCUUGUUCUAUUAAUGAUGGAGACACGUGCUGCCCUUCAUACUUGACCUUAGCUUAUCCAACUCAUCUAAACAACACCGAUGGAAAACUACGGCAGCUUGUCUCCAUCUACAGAAAAAGCCAGUCACUGUAUCAGUUCAUUCCGCUAGGGAUGUGUGUGUCUGGGGGAGGCUGUAACAUGUGCAAGCAGGAGUUUACAUUCCGGUCCCUCCUUGUUUACGACAUGAACUACCCUUACUACACAUUUGACGAGUUUUACUUACAGACUUACUGUUCUUGUAAAGGAGGCAUGUGAUGAAUAGAGUUACUUUUUUUCACCAAAACGUAGUUUCAGCAACAAAGAAUGUUUAGAAAGAAAAUGGUGUCUGCAUAAAAAAAGGAUUGCUUAUAUCAGUUAAAAAGUGUUCAGCAGAAGAUUUAAAUCGUUGUGGUCAAUCCAAGUGUUGUCAUUGGUGA